This is a messenger RNA of Rhipicephalus sanguineus (brown dog tick), 1776 nucleotides long. Its product is annotated as elongation of very long chain fatty acids protein 7. The transcript has 3 exons. The record is from RefSeq and is a predicted model, not a curated record. Gene Ontology annotation, molecular function: fatty acid elongase activity. Lineage: Eukaryota; Metazoa; Arthropoda; Arachnida; Ixodida; Ixodidae. Bases 139 to 996 code for a protein of 285 amino acids. Gene Ontology annotation, cellular component: endoplasmic reticulum membrane. Gene Ontology annotation, biological process: sphingolipid biosynthetic process; fatty acid elongation, saturated fatty acid; fatty acid elongation, monounsaturated fatty acid.
UCGAUCCUCGCGGUUCGUCAGUCGAACGUUCGCUAUCGUUCUUUGCGUGAGUUCAUUAAGCUCGGCAAGAGGAGCCGCUUCGGGACUUAUCGCAAGGCCGCAGGCAGGACUCUUUGCAAGCGCUGCCGUCUUCAAAAAAUGUCUUUCCAAACGAUGAACGUGAAGGACUCUUACAGCUGGAUCCUGCCUGACCGGGACCCGCGAGUCGAAGGAUGGGUGCUGAUCGGAAGUCCCGUGGCGGUGACCACGGUGCUGGCGUGUUACGCUUACUUCGUCAAGAUCUGGGGGCCGCGCAUGAUGAAGAACGCAAAGCCGUUCGAGCUGCGCAAGACCAUCCUGUGCUACAACGCCGCCAUGGUGUUGGCGAACCUGGCGAUAGCGACGCGCGUGGGAUACUAUGCCUUCGUCACGGGCCACUACGACCUCUUCCUCCAGGGUCCGGACCUGUCUACUAGACCGAUUACCAUGAUUCUGCUGCCGGUUUCGUGGUGGUACCUGGUGCUGCGGCUGUCCGAGUGCAUCGAGACGGUGUUCUUCGUGCUGCGCAAGAAGUUCAACCAAGUGAGCGGCCUGCACGUCUUCCACCACGUGUCCGUGUCCUUCUGCACCUACUUCUACAUCACGUACGGCGGCUUCUCCAUCGCCUGCUUCGAGACCGUGUUCAACUCGAGCGUGCACGUGCUCAUGUACGCCUACUACUUCCUCGCCGCCCUGGGACCCGAGGUGCAGCGCCACCUGUGGUGGAAGCGCUACCUGACGCGGCUGCAGCUCGUCCAGUUUAUCGUCAUGAUCGUGCGCAACGUGUGCCUCGUGUUCACCCUGGGCGCGCCUUACUUCUCGCUGCCUCUGUUCAUGCUCUCGCAGUGCUUCAUCUUCUUCGUUCAGUUCCUCAGCUUCUACAUCCGCUCGUACAAGUCCAACGCCGUGCGACUCGUCAAGUGCGGCGGCUCCUCGCAAGACGAGCACUGGAAAGUCGAGCGUGCGAAGGCUCAGUGAAUACAAUCUUGUCACCCGACGAAGCACGUGUAGACACCGACUAAAUCUCACUCGUCAAACACUGCCGCGCGAACGGGGCGCGGCAGUGGUAAACGCUUCGUAAACGUCGAUGGGGGGCGAUUCAACGCCGAAUGACCUCGUUGUUGAUACGGAAGCAGGCGCGGUGCGCUGGCUACUUGUUUGGAACACGCGACAUCGACCUUCCGACGCUUGCCAAUUUGGAUUGCUGCGGACCCCGCCGCUCUGUGUGAAAGACUUUGGCAGUCUGAUGACUUCGCAGUGCAAAUUUAAACGUCGUGACCUUUACAUGAGCAAGAAGUGAUCGCGCGAUGUGUGAUGAAUCUCGGAGUGGUUGUCGUGCUCACGAGGCGCGGUAUUGCGAUGCACGGUCAAGGACGAUACUUAUUUAUUGCCAGUGCCACUGUGCCGCAAGUGAGACGAGACGUAAAAGUGCCUCUUGCCUGCCUUUGCGUCUGAGUGAAUGAAUAAGCGAACGCGGUCUUCUGCGUCCAGAAGAACUCUGACGGACGAAAGCCCAAUGACAGUGCCUUCGGAAUGUUUUUCUAGGGCAUGGAUGCAGAAAGUGUAGCUUAUUUAUAUUUUUUCUGACAUGUUAUUUCGAGAUACGUAGCCUAACAUCCUCAUCGUUGUCAACAACGUCACCUCGAUCCCGUUCCGCGCGCAACGCGACUCGAAGAAUGCAACGUUUGUACAACGCCGCAUCCACAUCGGACUGUCGGAUUUUGUAAAUAGCCCAUAAUAAACAAUGCAAUACGAGUA